CAAAGCGCCCAAACCCUCUGAACGACGAACGCUCAGAGCGCCAAGCGAUGAGCCACCGCAAGCUCGCUCGCUGCUGCCCCACGGCCAGCGUACGCCGCGCGGUUUCGAACCCCGCCGGCUACUCCAGCCACGGCUAGCCUGUCAUGGCCCGUGUAGAUCGCUCCUCUCGCCACUCAAAGUAUCGCGGCACCUCCCUAUAUAGCGGCACCGAUGCAAACCUUCCCGAGGAAUCGCUACGAGCAGCCACGCACGACGUGUAGAGCCGCGCGCCCUCCCUCGAGCACGAAAAGGUCUAGUGGGCUGUGAAGAAGCUUGGUGCUGCAGGUAGAGAGAUGGCGGAGCCCAGGCGCACGCGGCCGUCGAAGUUCCGGUGCGCGGCGGCGACGUGCCUGGCGCUGCUGGUCGUGGUGGUGGUCGUCGUCGUCCUCCUGUGGCUCUUCCUCCACCCGUCCAAGCUCUACAUCUCCGUCGACCACGCCGCCACGACGGGGUUCAACUUAACGGCCGCCGGCGGGCUCGCGGGCGCCAUCGACCUCACCCUGCGCGCCUUCAACCCGAACGAGCGCGCCGGCGUGGCCUACCGCUGGGUCGACGUCGGGGUGUGGUACAACGGCACGUACCUCGCGGGGGGCCACGCGCCGGGGUUCGCCCAGCCGCCGGAGGACGACACGCGGGUCAACGUCGCGGCGCGGGCGGCGUCGGACGCCUGGACGCUGCCGCGGGACGUCCAGGAGGGCAUCAAGAGGGAGCGCACCGCCGGGAAGCUGACGGUGGACGUGCACGUCGUCGCCAAGGUGCGGUUCCGCUACGGCGUCGUGAGGACGCGCAAGUACACCGUGCGCGCCAGCUGCCCGGCGGUGACCAUCGACUUCGUGGCGCCGACCUCCUUCCACCGGGUGCCCUGCCACGUGCACAUCUGAGCUGCGCCACCCCCUCUGCGUGACAUGCUUCGAGGAUUGGGCUGUGUGUGGAUUGAUUGAUUCGAUCGCUCGUCGCUCCCUGCUUUCUUUCGUGUUAUGAUUACCUUGGUUUGUUGUAUAUUUCUUUCUUCACUUGUGUUCUUUGCUGUAAAUUGUUUUUCGUGGAUUUGGGUAAAGAGCUGUCGACAAUUCAAUAUUCAAGUAAAUAGUAUUUAUAUUUGUCACUUUUCAUAAA
Panicum virgatum (switchgrass) is the source of this 1155-nucleotide messenger RNA. Its product is annotated as NDR1/HIN1-like protein 13. The coding region runs from base 333 to 920 and encodes 195 amino acids. The transcript has a single exon. NCBI's taxonomy places the organism in Eukaryota, Viridiplantae, Streptophyta, Magnoliopsida, Poales, Poaceae. The record is from RefSeq and is a predicted model, not a curated record. Gene Ontology annotation, cellular component: plasma membrane.